Molecule: messenger RNA, 1303 nt
Organism: Girardinichthys multiradiatus
Lineage: Eukaryota; Metazoa; Chordata; Actinopteri; Cyprinodontiformes; Goodeidae
Exons: 1
Coding region: 264-1190 (308 amino acids)
Biological process (GO): DNA integration; DNA recombination
Molecular function (GO): DNA binding
Source: RefSeq, a predicted model, not a curated record
UCUGAUAGCUCCCCGCUGGCCAGGGAAACAUUGGCUAGCGGAGAUUUUUCAGAUGCUACACGGCGAGCCAUGGCGGCUUCCCCUCCGCAGAGAUCUCCUGACGCAGGCACGCGGAUAAAUAUUUCAUCCGCAUCCAGAGCGCAUGGCCCUAUGGGCCUGGCCUGUGAGGGGUUAAAUCUGGCUGCCAGUGGGCUUCCCCAGAACGUUAUUGACACAAUUCAAAAUGCAAGGGCCGUUUCCACGCGUAACGUGUAUGAGGGUAAAUGGCAGGCAUUCGUGGGUUGGUGAGCGUAAUGCAAAGCCCUGUGUCGGACAUUUUAACUUUUCUGCAGGCACUGUUGAAUAAAGGCUUGGCUUUUUCCACUGUGAAGGUGUACCUGGCUGCUAUUUCAGUCUGUCACGUUGGCUUUGGUGACAAAACAGUGGGGCAGCACCCCCUGGUGUGUCAAUUCAUGAAAGGUGCACGACGGCUCCGUCCAGUGUCGAGGAGCCUCACUCCUUCAUGGGAUUUACCUAUGGUACUCGAUGCGUUGUCACGUGCACCGUUCGAACCGUUGCAGCAGGUUGAGCUCAAAGUGCUUUCCUUUAAAACGGCCUUAUUGAUUGCUCUGGUCUCUGCUAAGCGUGUGAGUGACAUUCAAGCGCUCUCAGUUAACCCGUCCUGCAUGCAGUUUCUGGGUGAGUCAAGGGUUUUACUGAAACCUAAUCCUGCCUUUAUACCUAAGGUUGCUACGGCUCUGCCAUGCCGUGCCCUUGAAUUAAUGGCUUUCUACCCACCACCAUUCUCCUCUCAGGAGCAUGAACGACUGCAUACGCUCUGCCCAGUACGAGCUCUGCGGUUAUAUGUGGAAAAAACAGCAGAUUUUCGUAAAUCAAAGCAGCUGUUUGUGUCGUGGGCUUCAUCACAUAAAGGAAAGCCUCUCACAAAGCAACGUCUUUCGCAUUGGGUAGUGGGGGCUAUUAUUAUGGCUUAUGAGAGCAGAGGCCUUGCACCCCCUGCAGGUCUGCGGGCUCAUUCCACUCGUGGUGUGGCCUCAUCCUGGGCAUUGUUCCAGGGUAUACCUGUGGAGGAAAUAUGUGAGGCUGCCAACUGGGCGACCCCUCACACCUUCACUAGCUUCUAUAAACUGGAUGUCACCAGGCCCACACUGGCUCACACGGUUCUGGGUGUGGGUUCCACAUUGCCAUGAAUGCAAGAUGCAAUCUGUUGGUCUUCGAGUGAGCUUAUCUGGCAAUACGGGAGCAGAAAUAUCCCAUAGUGAGAUACCGAAACGAAUGUUGAAAGAGAACUUUAGGUUAAGGA